AUGCAAAAUAGUGGAGUGACACUUGUUGCUGAAUCGCUUCAUAUAUCGACUGCAAAGGAUAGAAACCCCAUAUAUGUCAAUAUGUCAUACUUUGGGGCACAACAAGUGUUCUAUAUCCCUGAUCCUAUUGACAAGUCAUGGAGUAUUGUGCUGUUAUCUAAUAAGUUUAAUUCUUUAACCGAUGGUGAACUAAUGGAUGAAGAAGUUAAUGUGGAGGACGAACCUUUAAGAGGUGUACAGCAAAUGUCAAUGAGGGAUAUAAUAAUAGAUGAUAGAGACCUUUAUGCAAGACAUGAUUAUGAAGAGGACCCAACAAUUGAAGAGGAAGAACACUCGAGGAAAACAAAAUUGAAGGCAAUUAGCAAGGCAAGGAAGUUAGGACAAAAGUUACAGGUUGGAUGGAAUUGUAAAGGGCAACCGAUUGACCCUAAUAGAUCUAAAUUCUCCCAUUUUAUUGGAUUUGUAACUAGAAGUACAGUGCCAAUUAGUAUAUGUGAUUGGACAAAUGUGCCUACUAAUCUAAAGGACCAUAUCUGGGAGCAAGUAGAGGAAACCUUUAAAGUGCAAGAAACGAACAAAGUCUUUGUACUUGCAUUAGCUGGACGGCAUCUCCAUGCAUUUCGUACACGAAUGAGGAAGCAUGUCUUUGAUAAAGACGGUAAUUGUCUCCCCCACCCUCCUGAGAAGUAUCAGAGAUUCAUUACUGUCACUGAUCACUGGAACGAGUUUGUAAAGCAAAGCUACGCAGAAGAGUUUAAGAAAGAAAGUGAGGCCAAUGCUGCUAGGGCAAAAGGAAUGUCGUAUAGAUAUAGGCGGUCAUCUAAGGGAUAUGCUCAGUUGGAGCUGGAAUUGAUUGCUGCCUCUGGGUCUAAUGUGACCUCUGUACCUCGACAUGUCUUAUGGAAGGCUGCUAGGGUUAAUAAGCAAGGUGGUUUUGAUGAUGAAGGAGUUCAAAAAAUAGUUGCUGAAUUUGUGGGUAUGGAGGCUGAGUCUGAAUCAACGGCCAGAAACGACAUAUUGGGUAAAGCUCUUGGUGUAAAAGAACAUCCUGGUCGUGUAAGAGCUGCAGGUUUUGGAGGUUGCAUUCGGCUCAACAGCUUCACAUCCACACCCAUCAUCUACUGA
Abrus precatorius (Indian licorice) is the source of this 1125-nucleotide messenger RNA. RefSeq lists its product as uncharacterized. Lineage: Eukaryota; Viridiplantae; Streptophyta; Magnoliopsida; Fabales; Fabaceae. The record is from RefSeq and is a predicted model, not a curated record. The coding region runs from base 1 to 1125 and encodes 374 amino acids. The transcript is spliced from 8 exons.